GGUAGUGCUUUAGCAGGCGAUAUCUAUGUCUACUUAACAUUCACAAAAGAGCUGUAUAUACACACUAAUAUAUCUUAUUAGUGUUCGGCAGAACCCCGUGUAUACCCAGCAUGUCCAAACUCGGUCACCAUUCUACCGCGGGGAUCGUACGUGAAACUGCACCGGCUUACAACAGGGCUUUAACAAGCGGACACCUAAUAAGUCACAAUUUUGGCAUGGAAUCAAAUUUUCACCUCAACGUAAACCACUUGCUACACGACGUACGUGUCCAGUCUUAUUUUGCCGGAGACCAGCGAUGAAAACAUAUUUUCUGAACAAUGGAGGACGUUAAUGACGAUUUCGUCGUGUGUAGCGUCUGCACCAAGGAGUACGACAAUGAGAAACGUGUACCAAGAGUUCUUCUCUGUCUACAUUCCUGCUGCUCCUCGUGUUUGGACGAUCUGACGGUCAAACGCGAGGUUGAGUGUCCAAAAUGUAAUACGCGGCACGAAUCCAGUAAUGAAUCUAGCACGGAUUUCCCGGUCGACAGUGCUUCUAGAAAUUUCAUCGACUUCCUCCGAGUCCAACGAAAGCCAACUGAAAUACCAUGUACUGACUGCCCGGACCAGGACCUUGCCGAAGCUUUCUGUAAAGAAUGCUUCGUUUUUAUGUGUGGAGUUUGCUCCAGUGCUCAUAAGCGUACCCAGUUAACGAGGAAACACGCUAUAACUUCUGUCGACGACUUGCAGGACUACGGACUUGACGAAUUCCAUAGACGCGACACUUGCGAUAAACCCGGCCACGAAGACCAGGUAUACACUUUCUACUGCGAUCGAAGGGGAUGCGACAGGCCUGUUUGCACAUUAUGUGCUGUUUGCGACCAUAACCAAACAAAUGGGCAUCUUAUUAGGAACCUGACUGACGUGUAUGAGGACAGUAAGUCUGUGGUAGAGAGUGUGGUUCGUGAACUUAACACGAAGGAAAGUCCUGUUACAGAAUCGAUUGACAUCCUUCAGCGUCUUCUAGAUGAUCUUGAAGAAAAGGAAAGCGAGAUCGUUGAAGAAAUCGAUACAACAUUCAAUACCCUUGCUCAAGUUGUUAACGAUAGGAGAAGCCAGCUCCAUCGAGAACUUGAGAAUCAGUGUAUUUCAAAGAAAAGAGACCUUCAACAGAAGCUACACCAUCUGAAGUCAUAUGCUGGGAAUGUUCAAACUGCCAACGAGUUCGUAUCUCGCGCUGUCUCCUAUACAAAUCCUACAGAAUUUCUGCAUUUGAAAAAUACAAUCUUAAAACGACUGCUAGAGCUGAAAAACCUGUCUUUCACUGCCCCAACCAAAGAGGAUGUGACGCUGCGUUUUUACCAAAACUUCAUCGAAGAGUCGUUUAUACAGCUUGUGAAAAACAUAGGAGUAGUAACCUCUCGCGAAAAAAACCCAACAACGAACAACCUCCCACCAAGCCCUCCUGAAAAGGAAAUCACAAAACAAGAAGAGCCAGAAAAACUAUCACGACAAUUCAAUACGUAUGCACCUUCCGAUCGAUCGGCCUUUCAACGACAGAUAAGCCAGCCGAGUUUUACGGAAAAACCAGUAUUUCCAAAACAAAUAAGUGCCCCAAACCCUGUCGUUGACAAGCCAGUGUAUCAGAAGCAAGCAAGUGUUCCAAGCCCAGGCGAAAAGCCCACCUACCAAAGACAAACCAGCGUUCCACUGGAUCAUGGACUUAAGGACGCCCGGCAAAGUGUUCGGGAUGACAUCAUCGCCACUCGUCAGUCGAGGCAGCAACAGCUUCCUCCGACGCCGACGGUCAACGGGAUUUCGGGCGAGAUUCACCCGAGGGACAAGUCACCCAGUGGAAGAGUUGGUCAAGUCAAACCCAAUGGCGACUUGCAGCGGAAAUUGAGACCAGCACCAGCAAAUAUCUUCAAAAGUGACUCCAAGUCUUCGCCAAUGGGCCUGGGUGACUUCCUAAAAGAUCUAGAGUGCAAGGGCGAAUUACCAGUUAGGAUGGGUGUUGAUUGUGAAGAAGAAGAGAAGACAACACGACCACCAAUGUCAGAGCCAGGGACCCCAGAGAGGUCAUUCAAACCCAUCACCCCAACCAACCCUACGUCACCGGGGAAUAAGUUCAACAAUACUCCAAAGGGAGCACUGCCGACACCGAAGUCCCCUCGAAAUCCUCAUCCUUCAGCUCGCUAUGUCAUGUGGAGUAAUGCAUGUGCUUAUCCGUACGGAGACAAGGGAGCUCUGUUAGGAUUCCAUCACCAAGGCAGCAGGACAAAUGUGGAAGGGAAAGAACUGUUGAGGUCUAUCCAAACUACUCCAUCAUCAGCAGUUAUCUUUGGGGACGUUGUCUGUCCUUACUUCGUGUUCGACGUGGAGACCAUCCACACUGAGAGGGAGGUAUCUAUUGACGGAAAACAACUCCGAAAUCGGAAGUCGGGUAGCCCUUCUGGUAUUCCAAACAGCUCUAAACAGCUUCAAAAGUACAAAGGCAUCGUGGGUACAUUUGGCUUCAAAGAACCCGGGAAAUAUUACUACGAGGUCGAUGUGUCGUUCACAAUACAUCAACCACUGGAAGAAACAUGGCUCGUGUUCGAAUUAGGGAUUGGUCGAGCAGACGACAUCGACAAACACCACACAGUGGAACGUCAUGAACAUUCACGGUCAUGUUAUGUCGCCCGAUACCCGGAGGACGGAAAACUAGCACAAGAAUUCUGGCAUAACCGUGACCUUUUGACUUAUGUUCCUUUGUCGGACAACACGGCAGGUCUGACGGUCGAUGUGACGUAUGGUCUGGUGGUUGACACAAAGAGGAGGAAAUGGACAGUGUCUGACACAAAGCGAGAGAAGAAACUUCAUACCUUCACUGGAAUCGAUUUUUCGGAACCUCUCAUCCCGGUGUUUGGCACGUACAACCCUGACCUUGUCAGCGUCGAAAUGAACAUUAAAACGGGAUCGGAAAUUACGUCAUUUCCGGCGUUCUUAAAAGGAUUUUGAUGUCGCUCAACCAAUAUCAGAAAGUAUCAAAUUAUUAUAUAGAAAGAAAUGAAUCAUUGAGAAAUGUUUUGAUACUGUCUUAGAAAUAACGUAAUAUAUUAUCAAUAGAUAAUAUUUAAUUCAAUCCAUUGUCAGAAAAAUACUAACAACUGUUAUGUGUAAAGGGUAUUUAGAAAGUGUUACAAAUAUUUUCAAUAUAAAAGGUAGCUAAUAUAUCUAGAGGAUUUAUGAUGAGCAAACUAAAAAAUAUUUCUCGGGGUCUGACAUGACGUUUUUUACAGUAUCCCUAGAGGUGUUUUUUUUAUCACAUUACCAAAAAGAAAAACAAAUGUCGAGACAAUUAGGAAAACACUAUUCAGGGGAAAUAUCUUGUUAAGAAACAACAGAGUUUUUAGGUAUUUAUGGUAAUGUCACGAGAAGUUAUAUUGGGUUACCUGUGUUCCUAGAAAUAAAUCGUAUCUUAUAUCUAGUCUAGUAUUCAUGCUUGGAAGAUUGAAGUCAGUUAUUCCUAUCAGUAUAACUACUGUGAAAUCAGAUAUUUUAAUGGGGUCGAAAUUGCGUGGUUUCCCGAAAAAACUACCAUUUCGUGGGUUCAUACAUUCGUGUACUACGAGUAACCACUAGCAUGGAGAAUUGCUUUAUGUCAAACUUGUAUAUACUUCAUGGAUCUAUGAAUUCGUGGAUAAAGAUUACCCAUGAAAUCAACGAAUUUAAAAAAGUCACGAACAUUAUUGAUUUUACUUUAUAUCGGUCUCACCUUCAAUUUAAUGCUGAAUAGAUUGAUCAAUUAAUCUCUGAGAAAACUGUACUCGAUUAAAAAAACUGUUACUAUGUACCAGUAGACAAUUGUACCCACUUACAACACGAUGUUACUUUAUACUAUUGUUGUAUACAAUUAUACUCGCUUAGAGUAAGAUGUUAAAUACUAGCGAACAUUUGUGAUAUCAGUGCCGAAAUUCAUUAUGGUUUAUACAGGUGUUUGGAACUAUUUUGUGGGAUACAAUAUUACAAGAAAGUUUGAACCGAAGAGUAACAUCGUUCGAUGUGAUGGCAGCUAACUGAUAGAUGAGAAAUAAACAAAACACACUCACACACAUGUAGAUUACACCCUUAACAUUUGGUAAUUGAUACAGUUAGCCAAAAAUGAAUUGAAUUACACUGCGCCAUACAGCUGUGACGUCCUUCUUGGACUCGUGAGUGAAAGCUAGGUGCCGAGGAGAUGGAUAUACCAAUUGAUCUGAACUACUGUUGAAAAAUAAGGGAAGAUGCAUAAAACUUCUUCUGUUCCUGUAUUACAAAACUUCAAAAGAUGAGCACUGGUUAAUUUCAAAUCAGUUAUAAAUUACGUGUGUUUAUUCUGAACCGUGUCACUCCUCAAAGAGAUAACUGCGAUAAGGCACUUUUGCAUAUGCUAAUUUUGCGUCGAAUGGAGAGAAAAUAUAGAUUAUUGGUAAUUUUAGGGUAUUUUUUUAUUGAUAAAGCUCUUUAUUUUUUAUACUCUACAAUAAACAAUUUUGUCAUUUUGCGUCGUUUUAUCAACCCUAGAAACACGUUUUUUAGACGUAAAUGUAGAAAAAUUCUAAAAUGGUUUUCAUAAUUGUAAAACUCUAUACUUUAGUAUACUGUUUAUAUAUAAAUCUCCGUAAAGUUCAUCAUACAUAUACAUAUGUAUUUAAUUGUCUAUGUCACAAACUGUGCUGUGUGGUUUUUUUAAACAAUUCGUAUCUCUUGAAAAUCAAACGAUUUUUAUUAGCAUGUAAAUGUAUUCAUGUUUGCUAUAUACAGUGUAACUUAAUAUUUCUGGAUUCUACCAGAGAUGAUGUCCAUCCUAAACAUUUCAUUAAAAAACAAUAGUAUAAUUUUCGUAAACACUUAAGUAUGAAAGAAAUGUUAAACAAGGAUUCAAUGUGUUUUAAUCCUCUCCUAAACAGUCGUGUUGUACCUAAUUAACGUUUUGUUUUCAUACCUUUAUUUUCGCGUUAAUGCUCGAGCAGACGAUAUGAUUGGACAAUUUGUUAGGGUAGUGUUUUUUGCGGGGUUCUAUUUUUCGCGGUCUGUCAAAUAUGCGUAAUGACAAGAAGACAAAUGUGCGAAUAUCAGAAAAUUAUGGACUACGAAAACAAGAUUAUUGCAGUAAUUUGACAGACAUCAGCAACUGAAUGUGUAGCGUUUGAUGUUCUUUUGCGAAUUCAAUGAUUGCGAAUUUGUUGUUGGUAGAAGAUCCGCGAAAAAAAACACCCACACAAAUGUAUUGAUUCGUAAUAAGUGUAUAUGCCUUAUAAAAAUAGUAUAUAGGAUUAAUUGUGAUACGAUUUCCGUCCCAUAACUGUAAGUAUUGUCAUUUGGUCAUAUAAAAA
This is a messenger RNA of Mizuhopecten yessoensis (Yesso scallop), 5335 nucleotides long. Its product is annotated as transcription intermediary factor 1-alpha-like. Lineage: Eukaryota; Metazoa; Mollusca; Bivalvia; Pectinida; Pectinidae. The record is from RefSeq and is a predicted model, not a curated record. Gene Ontology annotation, molecular function: zinc ion binding. The transcript has 10 exons. Bases 318 to 2978 code for a protein of 886 amino acids.